AUUUGGGUUAAUUGAUCGAUCGAUUGACGGUCUGAAAAACUUGAUGAAAUAGUAAGAAAUGCUGUCACGAUGACCUCUGAUAGUUUUGUUGAUUCAGUCAGAUCUCGGAAAGCAGUGGGAGGUGCAAACGAUACCAUCCGAUUUCAAAUCGAAAGUAAACUGGAUGAGGAAAUAUAAUCUUCACACUGGCGACACGUAUUGUCCUCUCCUGUAGUGCAGCCUGCUUUAAUUUUAAAACCACAUUUUUGUUUUUAACUUACAACCUUAGUCAUGUCAAAGACUUCAACCCUGAAAAUAAGCAGCGCGAAUGCAGGAAAGGUGGAAACCUUCCGGCAGUCCCUGUAUCAUGAGGCAGAGAACCUGUUUUCGAAUCAUAUCCCCACGAAGAUUUUACAGCUAGAUUCUCUGCUCAAGGACGAUGCCCUCAGCAUCGCUGACAUGUCCUCACUCCGGGCUCCACUGGACAUCCCCAUACCAGACCCCCCUUCCCCAGAGGAUGAGGAAAUGGAGACUGAUAGUAAUGAAGAUGAUGAGAAGAAAAAGAAGAAAGCUCCAAAAUGUGGCUUCAUCAAGGGGAAUGAGAAGAUUAUGAUGCUUCUAGACAAGGUGAAACCAGAGAUUGUGGCUCUCAGAGAGACUAUCCUCAUAGUGUCCUGCUGGAUUCAGCACCUCAUUCCAAAAAUAGAAGAUGGAAAUGACUUUGGGGUUGCCAUCCAGGAGAAAAUCUUGGAGAGAAUUGCUGCAGUAAAGACCAAAGUCGAUGGUUUUCAGACCAACAUCAAUAAGUACUUCUCAGAGAGGGGAGAUGCUGUUGGAAAAGCCUCCAAAGAGACUCAUGUGAUGGACUACCGCUCACUCGUCCAUGAGAAGGAUGAGGCCAUCUACUCUGAGAUCAGGGUGAUUGUUCUCGACAUCCGCGGCUUCUACGCCGAACUUUACGACAUCAUCAACAAGAAUCAGGAAAAGGUGACUAAUCCAAAAGGAGAGGAGAAGCCCUCCAUGUACUGAAGCUAGAGAGAAGAGGUGAUGUUUUGAGGUACCGCUGGGGCAGAUUCUUCAGUUAUCUGGUUUAACAGCUGUAUUGUUUGGUGUCUUCAUGAAUCAGUUAAUCACUCAGUCAAACUGCAUACUGCAAGUCAUUCAGUCAUAAACAUGAAAAAGUUAAACCUGCAUUCCUCUGUUUUAGCUUUGUCAUGCUAGAAAGAGGUUUUAUCACUGCUGUUGUGUAAAAUACU
Messenger RNA from Monopterus albus (swamp eel), 1235 nucleotides. It is a transcript of the gene psme2, whose product is annotated as proteasome activator subunit 2. The record is from RefSeq and is a predicted model, not a curated record. The transcript has 11 exons. Gene Ontology annotation, biological process: regulation of G1/S transition of mitotic cell cycle; regulation of proteasomal protein catabolic process; positive regulation of endopeptidase activity. Lineage: Eukaryota; Metazoa; Chordata; Actinopteri; Synbranchiformes; Synbranchidae. Gene Ontology annotation, cellular component: nucleoplasm; proteasome activator complex; cytoplasm. Bases 271 to 1008 code for a protein of 245 amino acids. Gene Ontology annotation, molecular function: endopeptidase activator activity.